Messenger RNA from Candoia aspera, 1805 nucleotides. It is a transcript of the gene OAT, whose product is annotated as ornithine aminotransferase. Gene Ontology annotation, molecular function: pyridoxal phosphate binding; L-ornithine transaminase activity; identical protein binding. Gene Ontology annotation, cellular component: cytoplasm. The record is from RefSeq and is a predicted model, not a curated record. The transcript has 10 exons. Bases 134 to 1453 code for a protein of 439 amino acids. NCBI's taxonomy places the organism in Eukaryota, Metazoa, Chordata, Lepidosauria, Squamata, Candoiidae.
UGGGUGUGUGACGUGGUCGGCCUUUUUUGCUCUGACAGGCGCCGGGGGAAGUCGCCGCAGCCUUUUCCUCGGGGUGCUUUGGGAGUUCAGAGAAGGGGAGCCGGCUCUCGGAGAUUACAACUGGACUACAAUCAUGCUUUCUAAACUGGCCCAUCCACACUGCUUGGCAGUUCUGCGUCAGGGUGUCCGAACUUCAGCAAGUUCUGCUACAUCGAUUGCAGCAAAGAAAACGGUCCAAGGCCCACCAUCAUCAGACUACAUAUUUGAGCGUGAGGCUAAAUAUGGUGCACAUAAUUAUCACCCACUCCCUGUGGCACUUGAAAAAGGAAAAGGUGUUUACGUGUGGGAUGUAGAAGGCAAAAAAUACUUUGAUUUCUUAAGUGCUUACAGUGCUGUCAAUCAAGGCCAUUGCCACCCCAAGAUUGUAGCUGCUUUGAAAUCCCAGUGUGAGAAACUUACCCUUACCUCAAGAGCAUUUUAUAAUGAUGUGCUUGGUGAAUAUGAAGAAUAUAUCACUAAAAUGUUCAAGUACAACAAAGUGCUUCCAAUGAACACAGGUGUGGAGGCUGGAGAAACAGCAUGCAAACUGGCUCGUAAAUGGGCUUACUCAGUGAAAGGUAUUCCAAAAUACAAAGCAAAGAUUCUUUUUGCAGCUGGCAACUUCUGGGGAAGAACGUUGUCAGCAGUCUCAAGCUCUACAGAUCCUUCCAGCUAUGAUGGGUUUGGACCAUUUAUGCCAGGUUUUGAAGUAAUUCCCUACAAUGAUUUGCCAGCUCUUGAGCGUGCACUUCAAGAUCCAAAUGUUGCAGCCUUUAUGGUAGAACCGAUUCAAGGUGAAGCUGGUGUGGUUGUUCCUGAUAAAGGUUAUCUAACAGGAGUGCGAGAGCUUUGCACAAAGCAUAAUGUGCUCUUCAUUGCUGAUGAAAUUCAGACUGGAUUAGCCAGAACAGGGGAAAUGCUAGCUGUUGAUCAUGAAAAUGUUAGACCUGAUCUGGUCUUGCUUGGAAAGGCUCUGUCUGGAGGUCUUUAUCCUGUGUCAGCAGUUCUGUGUGAUGAUGAAAUUAUGCUCACCAUAAAACCUGGUGAACAUGGCUCUACGUAUGGAGGGAACCCACUGGCCUGCCGAGUGGCCAUGGCAGCACUUGAGGUAAUUGAAGAAGAAGAAUUAGUUAAAAAUGCAGAAAUCAUGGGCAAUAUAUUGAGAAGCGAGCUCAUGAAGACUCCAUCGGACAUUGUCACUCGAGUCAGAGGGAAAGGAUUAUUAAAUGCUAUUGUUAUUCGGGAAACUAAAGAUUGGGAUGCCUGGAAAGUGUGCCUGCGACUCCGUGACAAUGGACUACUGGCCAAGCCGACACAUGGAGAUAUAAUCCGGUUGGCUCCCCCACUAGUGAUCAAGGAAGAUGAGAUCAGAGAGUGCAUUGAAAUUAUCCACAGAACCCUUCUCUCUUUUUGAAGGUGCCUUGUUUAACCUGUGCCCGCAAUCUAAUGGCACAGCGUGGUGGCUGAAGCAAGGUACUGGAGCUUCUCAGCCUGAUCCUUCCUGGUUUAAUUUUUUUUGCUCUGUUCAGUGAGAGAAAUUCAGCCUUUGAAGAUCAAAUUAAACCAUUUGUUUUAUAAUGGACUGAAAGGAAAAAAAAGACGAAAUUUCUUCCCUUUUUUCUGUUUUGUGGACUAUUUGUUCAACCUCUUUUAAUGAAUUAUACUGUAAUUUGAACAGUUCCUUAUGUUUCAAAGGUAUAAAUUAUAUACCUUCAUGUACCAAAUAUUGUAUCUAAUGAAACUUUUCAUUAAAAAAAUGGUCAACA